CAAUCGGCAUCGAUACCUUUGCGAAAGUACUCGAGUCGCCGCUGCUUGGUUGACGUUGAUAUACUGUUAUUCGACUCUGGUACCAACAACUCGGCAUAUUCCUCAUCCGAAGAACAAUCCAAAUUCUCUUGAGAAUUUGACAUAAUGUACAACAACAAAUUUUGUUAGCAAGGUUUCAGAAUCGAACGAAAUAAUGUUUUGAAAAACUCUUUCAAAACAGGAUGCUAUGUACUUUUGUUUUCAAGCUAAAUCUUUAGAUUUUGCUAAUCCAAGCAAUCGGAUAAAAUUACAAAAUUUAUAUGUAUUGCAAGAUACGACGCCUGGACUUGCUCCGUAAUGGACACUCGUCGGACUGUGAACUGCACGUCUGGUAUGGAGGAGAGCAGCGCAACAAGCAAUGCUGUCGCCAGUUUCGUUGUCACAAAAUAAUGCUGGCAUCCGCAUCUGAAGUAUUCGCAUCAAUGAUCAGACAUAAGGACUUUGAGCGAAAUAACCGGAUACUGUGUGUGGAUGACGCCUCGCCGGAUGCAUAUGAGACACUGCUGCUCUAUAUAUACACCUAUGAGAUAUAUAAUGAUAUCACCAUCGAGAUGAGCGCCGAUCUCAUCUAUUUGACAAGCAAAUAUAAAAUGCCCGACUUUGUCGAAGUUUACAUUGGCAAGUUGGCAAACCAAAAUUGGUCCAUGUCGGCGGUGCUGCAAAUCUUUCAGCUGGCCAACGAGCAUAAUUGGGGGACUAUAAUAGAGGUGGUGGGACAGAAAAUUGUGCCGGUUGCAAGACAGUCGCUCAAUGACAACUCCUUUCUGAAGUUCAGCGUUAAGGAGCUAAAUGCGCUAAUGGUAAUUUUGAAAACCACGGGCAUUAUACCGGACAAGGAGUUGCUGUUGGCCUUGAAAAAAUAUCAGUUUCACAAUGAAUUGCGCUAUGAAAAUAUGGUUUGCUUUCAGCAGUUUGUCGAGGUGACGCAUCAAUUUGACAACGUAAUGUUCGAAGCAGAUGGCACGUUGGUUAUAAGCGACACAGGCACUGAAUCGACGGAGCCUGAAGAACCAAAGGGUGCAGAAGGAGCAGACUUGCAAGUAGAGCCGGUACCCACUGUGACCGGAACAGGUUCAAAGCAAUCAGAAUUACGUGAAGUAACAUCAAAACCUUUGGACGAAGCUGAACUUGAGCAAAUGUCAAAAUCAACUUUGGACAUCACUAAGAGCAAAUCAAAGUCGCAAGAAUCGCAACCCUAAAUGCAAUCCAGCUCUGAUUGGUUUUUGUAUACAAAAGAGUUAAGGAAAAGUUGCUGAAAGUUGAAGAAAACAAUCCAGUUUUGCACAUUCCUUUGACCCCUUGUUACCACAUCCAUCUAGAGUACUUUUUAAUAAUAAUUUUUUCAGAUGAAAGAUAUAGAAUCACACAGAGUUCGCCUGGGACUGGAGAUUUUUCCAAUCCGAAAUCCAUUUGGAUGCGAAUUUAUCCUUGGUGUAUUUAAAGCUGAUUUCCCUCUGAUUCAACCAAGUUGGGUGAAUUGAACAAUGUUUCACAUUAUUUACAAGUUUAUUUAAGAAUAUGUAUAGAUUAGAUUAAAACUUGUACAGAUUGUAA
Molecule: messenger RNA, 1593 nt
Organism: Drosophila grimshawi
Lineage: Eukaryota; Metazoa; Arthropoda; Insecta; Diptera; Drosophilidae
Exons: 2
Coding region: 300-1238 (312 amino acids)
Biological process (GO): proteasome-mediated ubiquitin-dependent protein catabolic process; regulation of proteolysis
Cellular component (GO): nucleus; cytoplasm
Molecular function (GO): ubiquitin protein ligase binding
Source: RefSeq, a predicted model, not a curated record